AUGACGCUCCGAAACGCGUCAGGCAAGUUUAGCUUGCCGUCCUUUGGGCGUAGCAAGCGCGAUAUCCAACAUGAGUCGAUCCCAGCCCAGUCACGGAUCUCGUCAAGCACUUACAACUCGGGUCCCGCUCCGACCAUGACCAGCGGUGACUCUGAGCCGUCAUCACCUCGCGUUCCCGAGUCUAUGAUGAGCAUCAGCACUGGGGGUGGUGGGAUGGGCGGAGCGGCCCCCAGCAGUGGCCCGUCUGCUUUCGACGGAAUCGGGCGCAAGCUCGGCAAGAGCAUCGCGCACACUAGCCUGCUUCCUUCCCUGGGCAACCAGGACCUGCGCCCCUUGCAGGACAUCAUCACUUCAGAAAAGGCAAUUAUGGGGACGUGCGACCGGCUCGCAACCGAGACCGCCACCGCGGCUACCAAGCUGCCGCUCUACGGCCAGUCCGAGGGACCCGAUUUGCAGGAUGUGCUGAGCCACUCGUCUACGCUUUUGAACCAGCUGUCGGCUGCAUUCCGGGCCUUUGCGAGUCACGAGGCGAGCAUGCGCGUGUGCUUCAAGAAGGUCCGCGCACGUGAAGAAGCACUCGACGAGAUGCGCCGCCGACGCCGCACGACGGGCGUCAAGGCCGAGGCGGCCGAGCGGAAACUCGCCAAAAUGGGUCCCGAGAACAAGCAGUUGCCAGCGCAGACCGACCUGCUCGAGAGACUCCGCCAAGAUAUGCGUCAGAUGGACUCGGACAUUGUCCAUGAGGAGACCAGGCUCGGUGACUUCAAGCGCCAGACCGUCAAGGAGGCCAUGUCAUACAAGUUCGGCGGUUUAGAGGAGCUCGGCGAGAAGAUGUGCAUCAUCGGCGAGUUAGGCAAGCUCCUCCUUGAGGAGAUACCGCUCGAGGAGACGCCCCCUGGGUACGACCGUGCGCCGUACAAUGCGUACGAGAGGACUGAGAACACGACCAAGGAGGCCAUCAAAUGCCUCGCCACCGUACAGUUCCACGCGGCGUCGGCCGCUCCCAAGCCGCCUGGGCUGCCGAUUAUGGCGGACUCGGGGUCGCUGCGCGCACCUUCGUUCGGCCGUCAGGACUCUGCGCCACGGCCAACCACGUUACACACCGGCGGGGGCCACGAGGGGUACGGCGGCUACCCAACAGAGCGCAAGGCCAGUGGUGGGCCCCCACAACUCCCGGCAAUUGGCGAGACGUCGUACGACGGCCACAGAAGCACGUACAGCGAGUUUGGGGGGCGCCUGGCCUCGAACGUUGACACGCCACCGGGCACUGUUGUCCGGAAGGCUGCUGACUCACCCAACCUCGACGUGCACGACUACGAGUGGCAGCAGCAGAUGGAGAUGGAUGAGCAGAGGGCUCAAGAGCAGGGCGCCAGCGCACCUGCAGACACCAUCGUCCGCGACAACUCGCGCGAGCCCGAGACGCAAGACUACGAGUGGCAACAGCAGAUGGAGAUGGACGCCGAGCGGGCACGUCAGGAGGCCGCAGCACCCGCGGUGUCCCCCGCUGACACCGUUUCGACCCAGACGCAGGUGAGAGGUCCCGACGAGGCAGAGGCCGAGAGCGACCAUGGCACCGAGUUGGCACACAAUCAACCUCUCGCUGGCUGGCAGCCUCUCAAGGUCGAGUCGUCGGGCGGUACGCGCGGUACGACACUGCACGAUGGGCCGAGUUACCAGCUGCGGGACGAACCGGGUUACACUCUGCCGUCGAUCGGUCAUGAGCCGUUCAGCUCGGACUUCCUUUCGACGGGUGACGAGAACCGCGACGUGCGCCCAGGCUCGAACAACUCGGGUUACUACUCUAGCGAGACGACCAUGCCUCCCCCACCGGGCAUUCGGCAGUCUGAGGACGGCGAAUUCUCGACGCCGCUCUCGUCCCCUCCCCCACCCGCACACCUUUCCUCUCCGCCUCGAACGCGCCUCUCCGAACCGAGCGCGUACGACGGCAUCGCGCACCCUGAUGAGGACACAAGCGCUGCCCUCGCGUACGCCUCCAGAAUGCCUCCUGCGUCCCCGCCAUCGCAGUACAACUACUCCGACGAGCCGGCGAUGGUGGACAUUCCGGGGGAUCACAGACGCAGUACCCCGACCCAGCACCCGCUAGCGCAGUACAUCCCCUCUGUGCCGCCGCCCGCGCCCUCCGACCUCGACCGGCACAACCACCCCGCCAGUGUCCGAGAGUCUUUCACGAGCCAGUACCCGCGCGACCCGCGUGACUCGUUUGCGCCCAGCUUCAUGACGCGCGAGUCUAUGCCGCCCGGCUCGUUCGGGGUACGCGACGCGUACGCGCGCACGAGCAACGGUAGCAUCGGCGACGUGAACGAGGCGAGCGUCGUCAACAUCCCCGCGCAGAGCACGCCGUUCACCGUCCAGGUUCCCGCGACGGCGGCUGGGAUGAUGAGCGCGGCCGCGUUUAGACGCGCCGCCAAGCCCCGCAACUCGGGGAUCGACUUUGACGUGCCGACCUCUCCGGUCCAGCGGCCUCUGCCGGCUCCGCCCACGAGUGCGCCGAUGCAGGUGCCUGGUGCGCCGCGUACCCCAAGCCCUCCUCCCUACGACCCCAGCGGUCCCUACGACGCCAGAAGCCCGCAGUAA
This is a messenger RNA of Cutaneotrichosporon cavernicola, 2595 nucleotides long. RefSeq lists its product as uncharacterized. The record is from RefSeq and is a predicted model, not a curated record. Gene Ontology annotation, cellular component: eisosome filament; plasma membrane. The coding region runs from base 1 to 2595 and encodes 864 amino acids. The transcript is spliced from 4 exons. Gene Ontology annotation, biological process: endocytosis; eisosome assembly. NCBI's taxonomy places the organism in Eukaryota, Fungi, Basidiomycota, Tremellomycetes, Trichosporonales, Trichosporonaceae. Gene Ontology annotation, molecular function: lipid binding.